This is a messenger RNA of Diceros bicornis minor, 4036 nucleotides long. It is a transcript of the gene USP44, whose product is annotated as ubiquitin specific peptidase 44. The record is from RefSeq and is a predicted model, not a curated record. Gene Ontology annotation, molecular function: cysteine-type deubiquitinase activity; zinc ion binding. The transcript is spliced from 6 exons. NCBI's taxonomy places the organism in Eukaryota, Metazoa, Chordata, Mammalia, Perissodactyla, Rhinocerotidae. The coding region runs from base 753 to 2891 and encodes 712 amino acids. Gene Ontology annotation, biological process: protein deubiquitination. Gene Ontology annotation, cellular component: cytoplasm.
UGGAAUUGCUGAUUAAAAGAUAUGAACACUUUUAAAGCUUGCCUUAUAUAUUGCAAGAUAUCGUACUCAACUGACAUGUUAUUAACUUUGCACGUUUGUCUUGCUGCUUCUUCGAGCUCUCCUUAGGAGGAGGGUGUCUUUUCAUUUUCAGUAUUCUGCAAGGGGUAGCGGAGGUAGAACUGGCUAAGAGCCGAGCGCAAAAUAAAAGCUCAACAGAUAUUAAUUAAUAGAUUCAUCUUCUUGUACCUUCUAGUCUUGACUUUCCUUUUCUCCAGAUUUUUCUCCCUCAGUCUCUUCGUUUCAUUUCGGAAUCGACUUCAUUAUCUGUAAUUGGCAAUUUCAAACUACAGUAAUUUUGGACAGAGGUGCCUUUUCGUGUCCCUUAAACCUUACUUCUCAGGAAGUUGCCCAUUCUGGAACCUUACUCGCCCGACUGCUACCUAAGGAAGCCAAAUUCAAAGCAAUCACGGGCCCACGCCUAGGUGCCUCCUCGGGAAGGAAAAGUUUUCUCGAAAAACUUUUACGCCGGUUCCUUUGGGCAGAUUUUGAAGAUAACCGAAUUGGCGCGCGUUUCUGCCAAACAAUUCGACGCUGCACGAGUCACAGAAAUUCAGCGCAGGAACCACGCCUGCGGAAUACUGCGCAUCUCACAGACGGGGGGUCACCCCGACGGCGACGACAGUUUUCAGAUGCUUCAAGUGUUGUGAACAGAGACUUGUUCAGAUUAUGUGUUUCUCAGCUAGACUAAAUAAAUGUUAACAAUGGAUAAGUGCCAACACAUUGGUCAGUUGCGGCUUGCUCAAGACCAUUCCAUCCUCAACCCUCAGAAAUGGCAUUGUGUGGACUGCAAUACAACUGAGUCGAUUUGGGCUUGCCUUAGCUGUUCCCAUGUUGCCUGUGGAAGAUAUAUUGAAGAACAUGCUCUCAAGCACUUUCAAGAAAGCAGUCAUCCUGUUGCAUUGGAGGUGAAUGAGAUGUAUGUGUUUUGUUACUUUUGUGAUGAUUAUGUUCUUAAUGAUAAUGCAACUGGAGACCUGAAGUUACUACGAAGUACAUUAAGUGCAAUCAAAAGUCAAAAUUAUCACUGCACCACUCGUAGUGGAAGGGUUUUACAGUCUAUGGGUACAAGUGAUGAUUCUUAUUUCAUACAUGAUGCCACCCAAUCUUUGCUUCAAAAUGAAGAUCAAAUGUAUACUGCCCUUUGGCACAGGAGAAGGAUGCUAAUGGGUAAAAUCUUUCGAACUUGGUUUGAACAAUCACCCAUUGGAAGAAAAAGGCAAGAAGAACAAUUUCGGGAAAAAAUAGCAGCAAAAACAGAAGUGAAGAAAAGACGGCAAGAAUUAGAGUAUCAAGUUAAAGCAGAAUUGGAAAAUAUGCCUCCAAGAAAGAGUUUACGUUUGCAAGGUCUAGCCCAGUCCACCACAGUAGAAAUAGUUCCUGUUCAAGUACCACUACCACCCCCAGCCUCACCAGCAAAAGAUAAAGUAUUAUCUACCUCAGAAGAUGUAAGAUUUAAAAAAGCCAGUGACUUCUCAGUUAAACGAAGGCCAAUAGUGACUCCUGGUGUAACAGGGUUGAGAAAUUUGGGAAAUACUUGCUACAUGAAUUCUGUUCUUCAAGUGUUGAGUCAUUUACUUAUUUUUCGACAGUGUUUUUUAAAACUUGAUCUGAACCGAUGGCUGGCUGUGACAGCUAGUGAUAAGACAAGAUCAUCUUAUAAGCAUCCACCAGUCAAAGAUACAGUAUAUCAAAUGAAUGAAUACCAAGAAAAAGAUACAGGAUCUUUUCGCUCUAGACAUCCAAGUUUAUCAUCAGGACUAAGCGGUGGAGCAUCAAAGAGUAGAAAGAUGGAACUUAUUCAGCCACGGGAGCCAAGUUCCCAAUACAUUUCUCUCUGUCAUGAAUUGCAUAUUUUGUUCCAAGUCAUGUGGUCUGGAAAGUGGGCCUUGGUCUCACCAUUUGCUAUGCUACACUCAGUGUGGAGACUAAUUCCUGCUUUUCGUGGUUAUGCCCAACAAGAUGCUCAGGAAUUUCUUUGUGAACUUUUGGAUAAAAUACAACAUGAACUAGAGACAACUGGUACCAGGUUACCAGCUCUCAUCCCCACUUCUCAAAGGAAACUUAUCAAACAGGUUCUGAAUGUUGUUAAUAACAUUUUUCAUGGACAACUUCUUAGUCAGGUUACAUGUCUUGCAUGUGACAACAAAUCAAAUACCAUAGAACCUUUCUGGGACUUGUCACUGGAAUUUCCAGCAAGAUACCAGUGCAGUGGAAAAGAUACUGCUUCUCAGCCAUGUCUGGUUACUGAAAUGUUGGCCAAAUUCACAGAAACUGAAUCUUUAGAAGGAAAAAUCUACAUGUGUGAUCAUUGUAACUCAAAGCGUAGAAGGUUUUCCUCAAAAGCAGUUGUACUCACAGAAGCCCAAAAGCAGCUUAUGAUUUGCCACCUACCUCAGGUUCUCAGACUACAUCUCAAACGAUUCAGGUGGUCAGGACGUAACCACCGAGAGAAGAUUGGUGUUCAUGUUGGCUUUGAAGAAAUCUUAAACAUGGAGCCCUAUUGCUGCAGGGAGUCCCUGAAAUCCCUCAGACCAGAAUGUUUUAUCUAUGACCUGUCUGCUGUAGUAAUGCACCAUGGGAAAGGAUUUGGCUCAGGACACUACACUGCCUACUGCUAUAAUUCUGAAGGAGGGUUUUGGGUACACUGCAAUGAUUCCAAGCUAAGCGUGUGCACCAUGGAUGAAGUAUGCAAGGCCCAAGCUUACAUCUUGUUUUAUACCCAGCGAGUUGCUGAGAAUGGACAUUCUAAACUCUUGCCUCCAGAACUCCUGUCUGGUAGCCAACAUCCCAAUGAAGAAGCUGAUACCUCUUCUAAUGAAAUCCUUAGCUGAUCCAAAGACAGUGGGGCUUUGUUCUUAUGAUCUGUAUAUAUACUUUUUUUAAAGGGCUGAUUUAUAAUUUUGAGCUUGUUUUUAUUUUUUACUUAUGAAUCAGUGUACACUGUGUUUCUACAUUUUGUAUCUAACUACAACAAAACUCUUUUUACAGAGACAAAGUUAUCAGAAAUAAGUGCAUAUCAAUGACAGCUGGUAACUAAACUUUUUUCAAGUACUUAGGAGUUUUAAAACUUUUAGUGUUUACUUCAGACUGGUGUUACCUCUUUUAUAUUUUAAUGUCUUAAUUGGCUCAGAUCAUGAAUUUGUGCAAUCUACUGAAGAAGUUCAGGUGGCAUCAUUUUAUACAAUUCUUAUCUUUUGUAGCUAUUUUCUAUACAAAUUCUUAUUAGAUAGAAAAUUAGACAUUUUCUUCACUAGCAGUCUUACCAAAAAAAUAUUUGUAUAUUGAAAUCACCUUUGCCCCUUGAAGGGAGUUAAAACUACUAUUCAAAGUGAAAUAUCAAGGUAUCACCUAAAUAUUAAUCAGUCAUACUCAUUGAUAUUCCUGAGGCUUUGUGUUACAGGGUCAGAAUAGACAUUACUUCAGUUAAUGGAACUUCAUUUUUUCAAAAAUUUAUAGUUUUAAUAAUUGUUCUUUAUUUGGCAUAGUCAAACUGUAUGCAAAUGAAAAUGACAGCUUUAUAAAUAGUAUGUUUAAAUGACUUCAGAAAUAUGAACAUGAAAACAACGCUGGGUGGGACUUAUAAUGAUGAUUUGUCUGGCAGCAAACAGGUUUGUCUAGAUUCUAAUAAAGUAGUCAUAUCAAAAAUUUGAAUUUAGCAAAUAGUGUAUUAUGAUUAUGCAAGUACAGUUUAACUUGGAUAUGAGUUCGUUUUAUGUUUAACAUUAGAGCUCUUAAAGCUUUGUACCAUAUCAUAUCUUGAAAUUUUUAGUAAAGGAAAAAAAAUAAGUCUUGAAGAAAAUUGCAUAGAGCAGAUAAGAUAAUUUCAAAAUUGGCAACUGGGCAACAUGUUCAGCAUCUUAUUUUUCUAAAUAACUAAAACCUGGAUUACUUACUCUUGCUAGGAUUAUGUGAAUACUAAGAACCUCUUAGUCAAACACUGGGCCCUUUUUUUUUAAUUAAAAAUUAUCUAAACUUG